UAUUGGGCAGUUCGUCGUUGACAGCUCCAAGUGCGCUUUGGCUUCUGAGGAAAGGGGUGAGCCCAUGCCAACCGCGAAGAAGCCCCUUCACCGUGGAGGUCCCAGUGAAAUUGCAGGCUUAAAGAAUCCGAGGUUUGCUGGCGACUGUCUAAAAAAUCCCGCUGAAGAAUAUGAAGAAAAACCGAGAAAGAUUCUACAACAAGGAAAGGGAAUUCGUGUACAAAUUCAAGGUGGGAAAUGAGCGCUUUGAACUGAGAGUGCCCCUCAGGUUUCCUGUGGACGAGAAUGUCAGCCAUUUGCACGGACGUCUGAUGCUGCUGCACAAUCUGCCCUGCUUCAUAGAGAACGACUUAAAAGAAGCUCUGAGCCGAUUUGUAGAAGAAGAAUCCCUCAGAGACCAUGACAGAGAGGCUGAAGCAUCCUUGGAUGCUGUUAAAUCAGGUGAAGUAGAUCUGCACCAGCUGGCAAGCGCAUGGGCCAAAGCUUACACUGAGACCACCUUAGAGCAUGCGAGGCCUGAGGAGCCUAACUGGGAUGAAGACUUUGCAGAUGUGUACCAUGACCUGAUCCAUUCCCCAGCCUCGGAAACGCUCCUGAAUCUGGAACAUAAUUACUUUGUUAGCAUCUCAGAACUGAUUGGUGAAAGAGAUGUGGAGCUGAAAAAAUUGCGAGAGAGACAAGGUAUUGAAAUGGAAAAGGUGAUGCAGGAAUUGGGGAAAUCACUCACAGAUCAAGAUGUUAAUUCACUGGCUGCCCAGCAUUUUGAAUCCCAGCAAGACUUAGAGAAUAAAUGGUCAAAUGAACUGAAACAAUCAACAGCUAUCCAGAAGCAAGAGUAUCAGGAAUGGGUGAUAAAACUUCAUCAGGACUUGAAGAACCCCAACAACAGCUCCCUCAGUGAAGAAAUUAAAGUUCAGCCAAGCCAGUUCAGAGAAUCUACAGAUGCUACUGGAAGGAUUUACGAGGAGCAGAGGAAGCUGGAAGAAAGCUUCACCAUUCACUUGGGAGCCCAACUGAAGACCAUGCACAAUCUGCGAUUGCUGAGAGCAGAUAUGCUUGACUUCUGCAAGCAUAAAAGAACUCAUGGAAGUGGUGUGAAACUCCAUCGGCUCCAGACAGCCCUGUCUCUUUAUUCCACAUCUCUCUGUGGCCUAGUUUUACUAGUAGAUAAUCGAAUUAAUUCAUAUAGUGGCAUCAAAAGAGAUUUUGCCACAGUUUGCCAAGAAUGCACAGACUUCCACUUCCCAAGGAUUGAAGAGCAACUGGAGGUUAUCCAGCAGGUGGCGCUGUAUGCGAGAACCCAGCGCAGGAGCAAGUGCAAAGAGGUCCGGGAUUCUGGAAACCAAAAUGGAGGAAGCGAUGAUAAAUCCAAGAAUUCUGAGAGAAACUAUUUAAAUAUUUUACCUGGAGAAUUUUAUAUUACACGUCAUUCGAAUCUCUCGGAAAUCCAUGUUGCUUUCCAUCUCUGCGUGGAUGACAAUGUGAAGUCGGGAAAUAUCACUGCUCGGGAUCCUGCUAUCAUGGGACUCCGAAAUAUCCUCAAGGUUUGCUGUACCCAUGACAUCACAACAAUGAGCAUCCCUCUCUUGCUGGUGCAUGACAUGUCAGAGGAAAUGACUAUACCCUGGUGCUUAAGAAGAGCAGAACUGGUAUUUAAGUGUGUCAAAGGUUUCAUGAUGGAGAUGGCUUCAUGGGAUGGAGGAAUUUCUAGGACAGUGCAAUUUCUGGUACCACAGAGCAUUUCUGAAGAAAUGUUUUAUCAGCUGAGUAACAUGCUCCCCCAGAUCUUCCGGGUCUCCUCAACUCUCACUCUGACAUCCAAGCACUAAACCCUAAUGUGCUAAACCCUAAUGAGAGCAUUUCUCACCUCUCUGGAAGCAAGAACUAUGCUGGAAUCCUGUCAAGCAGAAGGUGCCCAGUGGAACCUGCAACUCAACCACCUGUUAAGUUAUGAUGGAAGAUAUCAAAUAUUCCAAAAAUGUGUGUAUUUUGCAGACUAGAGAUCAGCUCCCAAUUGAAGCAUUUUCUCAGAAAACCCUUCAUAAAAUAAUAUCUCUUUUUUUACUUGUAAGUCCUCUCUGAAUGAUAAUGUUAAAAUGUUUACCAAACAUGGACACUUACCAGCAUGUUCAUUAUAAUUCCAUGGAGCCCUCUUGACUUUCUAAGGCAAGAAGAGUCAUAUCAAAUACAAGCAUAAUUAGUCAUACAUUGUCAAAUCAGAAUUUGAAUAUACAUUGUAAGUAUAUGUUUCUUUGAAAGUGUUUUUUUUUAAGUGUUUUUGUAGUAAUAUAAAUACACCAGACAAAUGUACUUGUUUUAAAUUCUCCUGUUUCAAACCCUGGCUUUUAAUCUACUCUUUCUAAGGUUGUAUAAAUUAGAGUCGGAGAAGGCUUUGAAUUCUU
Molecule: messenger RNA, 2402 nt
Organism: Microtus ochrogaster (prairie vole)
Lineage: Eukaryota; Metazoa; Chordata; Mammalia; Rodentia; Cricetidae
Gene: Ferry3
Product: FERRY endosomal RAB5 effector complex subunit 3
Biological process (GO): regulation of mast cell degranulation
Cellular component (GO): cytoplasm
Source: RefSeq, a predicted model, not a curated record